UGUUGGGGUUGUCAGCGUCUGUUUCUAUUGCAGAGCACUGCAGCAGAGAACGUCCAACAACAGCAACAACGGUUGUUAGUCAAGCAGCCCUCGCCGCCCUUCAGCCCCGGCGGGUACCAGCAGCAAGCUCCUCGGGUUUACCAGAACAACAACUUCCAGCAGCCGGUCGAGUACAGCGGCCAACAGUAUCAGCAGCGGCCGGCUUACCAGCAGCCGCGGCCACAGCAGGGCCAGCACAGCACCCCGCCGUCACCGCCGCCAAACGCCAACCACCCCGGCCAGCCGCAGCAGGGCGGGCAGCAGCAGCCGCAGCGGACCCAGCAGAAGGGGUACCCGCCUCAGCAACAACAGCAGGGGCCACCCGCACAAGGAUUCUUCCAGCGGCCAAACCCACAGCCUCAGCAGCCUGGGUACCCUCAACAGCCUGGCUACCCCGCGCAGCAGCAGAGUCAGUCGCAGCAGGGCCAACCGCCCAGCCAGCCGCGGCCCCAACCGCCGCCACCGCCAGCGUCGGCCAGGCCGCCGCAGGCGCAGAGCCAGCCCCAGCAGCAGCAGCCCCAGCACUUUACUUACCCGCAGCCUCAGCAGUCGCCGCCGCCCCCACCCUCGCAGAGGCAGCGGCCACCGCCACUCACGCAACUGCAGCAGCUGAGCUUUACGUCGCCGCAGAGCCCGCCAGCCAGCCCCGGCGCGUGGAAGCCGCCUAGCAGGCCACCGUCCUCCCUCGGGGAGGCGGGCAGGGUUCCCACCCCUACCCGCUCACAGUCGUUCCUGCUCGGUACCCCACCAGCCUCCCCGCCGGCGAGGUCUCCCCCACCGGGCCCACUCCGGAGAUCCGUCACGUUCUCCGAGCAGCAGCAGCCACAGCAGCAGCCGCCGCUGCAGCCGCCGCUGCAGCCGCCCUUGCAGCCCGCACUCGGCUGGGCCCGCGUCCGAAACAAGCUCGUCUCGCACGAUAUGGACGGCGGCGGGCAGCAGGGUCCUCCGCAGGGACCCCCUCAGCAAGGCAUGCCACCUAGGAUGCCGAUGAACAUGAACGCUCCACCGCGCCCCGGAGGUCCACUAGGCCCACCGGGGCCGCAGGGGCCCCAGGGACAGCAGGGCCAGCAGGGCCAGCAGGGCUACCCCGGUCCCGGACAGCAGUUCCAGUACCAGGGGAUGAAGCCACCGCCCCCACAGUUUCAAGGCGGGCCGCGGCCAGACCUCACAAACCGCAUGCCGCCCCCGGGUGGUCCUGGGGGUCCAGGAGGUCCUCCUCAGGGCCAGCCGCAAGGCCCGCCCCAGGGCUUCCCUCCGCUGGGCAUGCGCCCACAAAUGCCCAUGCAACGCCCUCCCUUCAGAGGCCCACCCCCUGGCGACGGCGACCCGCGACUGCCGCGGCCCUUCGAGCGCUCCGACAGCGUUCUGAGGGGUGAUCCGCGGAUGAUGAUGCGCGGGCCUCCCCCAGGACCUGGAGGCGGACCCGGUGGCGGUCCGGGCCCGGGAGGCGGCUACCCGCAGGGGUUGAAGAUAAACGAGAGGAGGAGCGUGGACGACGACGACGACGUGGUUACGGUGCAGCGGGGCCCGACCUACCCCAACAGGCCAGGCCAGGGCCCGGGGCAGCCCGGUCAGGGAUCACCCGGUCAGAUGUCACCUGCUCCUGGGCAGCCGCCCGGCAUGGGCAGAGGACAGCCCCUUCGCAAUGGCGCACCGCCGGGUCCGCAGGGUGCCUCCGGGGAGGGCUCCCCGAUCGGUGGCUUGUCCCGGCCGCCCAGCGCGGGUGGCUCCGGCGGCAUGGACCCCUCCCUCGCCACCAAGCCUCCCCCGGGGCCUCCCCGUCCGCAGCCUGCUCCGGCGCGUUCCUUUGAUGAGGACAAGGACAGACCUCCCUCCGCUUCGGGGCCCGCUCGGCUCGGCGCCCUCCCCGGCCAGCCCAUGAACAGCCAGUUCAACAGCCAGCCCAACGGGCAGAGGCCCCCACUAUCCAGCGUCCUCGGCGGCGUACCCCCCAACAUGCCACUCAACACCACCUUCACCAAGGAGUCCAGCGAGCGGCUAGCGGGUCAAGUCAUCGGACACAAGGUGGACGACCGGAGAGAUCCCGCCCCGAGGCCUGGCCUAGACGGUGGCGGCAACGAUAGGAGGCCGGAGCAGGUCGACACCAGGCCGCAGCAGCCCCCACCACAGAGGCUCACCACGGAAAAGUCCUUCGACAGGACGAAGGUUUUGCCGGAUGCCAGGGAUCGGCCGCCCAGCGCGGGAGGCGACAGGAACGGGGCCCUUACCAACGGCAUCUCCAGUAAAAUCGUAGAGCGGACCUCCAGCCAACAACGAAUCGUUGACUCGAGCAAAAAUACAGACGGUGACCAUGACAGCGGCGUGGACGAGUCGACUCAAGGAAAAGACGCGACCCCGAACGGUGCGCUGGCCCCGGCCAAGCUGCCCAUCAAGCCCAGAGACCGUGGGCGACCCCGGGAGACCCGCGGACCGCGCGACCCCAGCGCCCCGCCCGCCACCGGCGGCGACAUCUCGCCCCUCAAGUCGCCGCUCAAGUCACCGAGGUCCGCGUCCCAGUCCGUGCCCAGGACGCCCGACGGCGCGCAGAAGAAGCUGCCGAUGAACAAGAUCCAGGUCGGCGCAGCGCCUUCGCCAAACCUCAAGACGGUGCGCUCCAAGAUCGGCUCGCUGCAGAACACGGCGUACAAGCCCGGCGGCGGGCGCGUCAAGAUCGAGAGCCGUAAGCUGGAGUGGAAGGCCGCCCCAAAGAUCGAGGCCUUGAACGACAAGUAUGUCCCGAGCGGUGGCGACAAGAAGAUCGAACAGAAGAAGCUGGUGUGGACAGCCAAGUCUAAGAUCGGCUCGCUGGAAAACACAGCUCACAAGCCCGGCGGGGGCGACAAGAAGAUCGAGUCGGUCAAACUGGACUUCAAGGAAAAGGCCAAGCCGAAGAUCGGAUCCAAGGACAACAUGACGCAUAAACCCGGAGGCGGAAAGGUCAAGAUUGAGGAACAGAAGCUGGACAUCAAGGCCCAGAGCAGGAUCGGCUCGAUGGACAACGUCAAGCACCGGCCCGGCGGCGGCGACAAGAAGAUCUUCGACGACAAGGAGUACCUGCGGCAGAUGUCGUCGACCAGCAGCCAGCAGGGCGACGUCGGCUCGAGCAGGAGCUCCAGGGCGCCGUCAGAGGGCAGGGCGUCGGGCGCCCACAGCCCCAUGCUGCGGUCUCCGUCCAUGGCCCGCUCGGAGCAGAGCGAGGGGUAACCGCCCUUGUGCGAGCGGCACGACGGACCUCGUCGCUGACGUCUUAUUGUUCACCACCACAAGGGCGAGAGGCAGCCUGGCGCUAACGCGGGGCGGACCUCGGCCUUCUGAUCUGUGCUGACUGUGACCGCGGACCGGAGCCCUCGGGGCAAAAGAACAUAGCCAGCGCGGGGCCGUUCAAGUAAAUGGCCGUUGUCGAAUCAGAUGUGGCAUUGUUUAGCAUUUUGUAAUACGAGAUUCCGUACGACAUGCACCUCUUCCACCCGCUUCCUGUCGGGGCGAAACGGAUCGCCAUGCAAUGACAGGGGGAUUUUUUUGUGUAGACUUUUUAUAUAACGCGUUUUGCUUCGUUUUUUGACCUUUGAUAUAGAGAUUUAUUUGAUUUGGUUGUCUCUUUAUACCGCGAGUGCCAUUAUUGAAUUUACUAAUUACUGUACAUGGUUACAAAACCUUCCCAAUGUGUCAUGGAGGGAUAUCACAAAAGUACUAGACCUAAGUUGAACCUGAGCCUCUGCCUUUUUAAUAUGUUCAGUUCAGAGCUAAUAUAUAGUUACCGCGUACUUUAAUGUAUAAAUUACUGUAAUGUAAUGAGCUCGCCGUUUCCAGCAUGAAAUGUUAUCUUAACGCUGUUCUACUUCUCUCCUUGGAGAACAUCUAAGAUAUCACAAAUUUACAUUUCCUUAUCUAGUUUCGACUGGUGAGUCAUAAAACGACAUUUAAAGAAACGUAUAACACACCUUAGUUUGAAAAGACUCCCUCAAGACAAGACUACCAAGACUCAAUAUUGCGUGUCCUAUGGUUAGCGUUUCGUUUUAUUUUGUGUUUUUUUGUUUUAUUUUAAUGUGGAUGUUUAUUAAACUUCAUAUGUUACCUUCAUA
Messenger RNA from Frankliniella occidentalis (western flower thrips), 4121 nucleotides. It is a transcript of the gene tau, whose product is annotated as basic proline-rich protein. Gene Ontology annotation, biological process: microtubule cytoskeleton organization; neuron projection development. Lineage: Eukaryota; Metazoa; Arthropoda; Insecta; Thysanoptera; Thripidae. The record is from RefSeq and is a predicted model, not a curated record. The transcript is spliced from 7 exons. Gene Ontology annotation, cellular component: neuron projection. Gene Ontology annotation, molecular function: microtubule binding. The annotation marks the transcript as partial.